AUGGUUUCCCGCGGUUGCAGCGCAGAUGCCCACGAAGACUCAGGGCGCAUCCUCUCCCUGAGCGCGUGGAUCCUUCCAGUGGUCUUCUGGCGGCCCGCCCGGAAGCUGCUGGGGCUGGUGCGCCCCGAGCGCGGGAGGCUGGCAGCCGCUGUUGGGUUUCUGGCCGUGUCCAGUGUUGUCACCAUGUCUGCCCCUUUCUUCCUGGGGAAGGUCAUCGAUGUCAUCUAUGCCAGCCCCUCCACGGACAGUAGUGCCAGUUUGACUGACCUCUGCCUGGGGCUAUCCUGCGUGUUCCUGUGUGGUGCAGCUGCCAAUGCCAUCCGCGUCUACCUCAUGCAGUCUUCAGGUCAGCGCAUUGUGAACAGGCUGCGAACCUCGCUGUUCUCCUCUGUUUUGAGGCAGGAUGUUGCUUUCUUUGACAAGACUCGCACAGGAGAAUUGAUCAACCGCCUGUCCUCGGACACUGCGCUCCUGGGGCGCUCAGUGACUGAAAACCUCUCGGACGGGCUCAGGGCUGGAGCCCAGGCCUCAGUUGGGAUUGGCAUGAUGUUUUUUGUCUCGCCUGCCCUGGCCACUUUUGUCCUGAGUGUGGUGCCUCCGAUGUCCAUCCUUGCAGUGGCUUAUGGGCGAUACCUGAGGAACCUGUCCAAAGCCACACAGGACUCUCUGGCACAAGCCACUCAGCUAGCAGAGGAGUGCAUCGGAAAUAUCAGAACCGUGCGAGCCUUUGGCAAAGAGGUGGCUGAGGUGGAGAAAUACUCCCACAGAGUGGACCACGUCAUGCAAUUGGCAAGGAAGGAGGCCUUUGCUCGGGCUGGCUUCUUUGGAGCAACAGGACUGUCUGGGAACCUGAUCGUGCUAUCUGUCCUGUACAAGGGAGGACUGCUUAUGGGCGCUGCCCACAUGACGGUGGGCGAACUCUCUUCCUUCCUCAUGUAUGCCUUCUGGGUUGGACUGAGCAUUGGAGGUCUGAGCUCUUUCUACUCGGAGCUGAUGAAAGGCCUGGGUGCCGGCGGCCGGCUCUGGGAGCUCUUGGAGAGGCAGCCCCAGAUGCCUAUUGAUGAAGGGGUCACUUUACGUGAGAAGAGCUUCCAGGGGGCCUUGCAGUUUAAGAACGUGCACUUUGCCUACCCGGCUCGUCCAGAGCUGCCCAUAUUUCAGGAUUUCAGUCUUUCCAUCCCGGCAGGAUCUGUCACAGCUCUGGUUGGCCCAAGUGGCUCCGGCAAAUCAACUGUGGUCUCGCUCCUACUGCGACUGUAUGACCCCCUUUCUGGAGCUGUUCUUCUGGAUGGCAAUGACAUCCGCCAGCUGAACCCAGCCUGGCUGAGAUCCAAGAUUGGGACCGUCAGUCAGGAGCCAGUUUUAUUUUCUUGCUCUAUUGCUGAGAACAUCGCUUAUGGUGCGGACUGCCCUUCCUCGGUGACAGCAGAGCAGGUGGAGAGGGCUGCAGAGGCCGCCAAUGCUGCGGCUUUCAUCCGGAAGUUCCCCCGAGGCUUCCACACGGUGGUGGGGGAGAAGGGCGUGCUGCUGUCAGGUGGACAGAAACAGCGGAUUGCAAUUGCCCGAGCCCUGCUUAAGAACCCUAGAAUUCUUCUCCUGGAUGAAGCGACCAGUGCGCUGGAUGCCGAAAAUGAGCACCUUGUGCAAGAGGCUCUGGAUCGACUGAUGGAGGGAAGGACAGUGUUAGUCAUUGCCCACCGCCUGUCCACCAUCAAGAAUGCAGAUGUUGUCGCUGUUCUUGACCGUGGAAAAAUCACCGAACACGGAAAGCAUGAAGAACUGCUUUCAAGACCAGAUGGGAUGUACAGAAGACUAAUGAGCAAACAGAGCUUUCCCUCAGCGUGAAGAAGCAGCUCCCCAUGCACUGAGCCUGGGAGGCUUUAAAGCAAGGUGGCACUGCAGGAAAAACACAAGAGACUGAUGAAAUCCCCAAGUCACACUUCAAGAUACUUGAAAUAAGUCUAUUUUUCCAAAGUAUGUAAAAAUAUUGUUUUGAACUAUCUCUGUUAUCAAGACCUUUUAGCAGUGUGACUUUCUAAGUGUCCCCACACCAGGGCCCUCUCCUGGUUCUGUGCUCCCCUUCAUGGUGGAGGGGAGCACAGUGUUGCCCAGCACCUUGUGCUCUUUGCCUGACCUCAAAGAUUCAAACCAUUGUGGAGAGAGCUCUUGAAAUGGAAUUAUAAACAAGGAGCAAGGACUGUGGACCAGCUUAGCACACAUUGUCACCCAGUGUCCUUUCUCUGGGUAGUAGAAGUGCAACUUAGCCUUUACUGUGCCUGGAACAGGGAAGCGAAGCUGCCAGGCAGAGCAUUAGGUAGAGGAAGGGGACGUUCACGCUACCUGUGCACUGGAGUUCCUGCAAUGUGAUCCUGGGGUGCGACAUGCAUGGUCUCCAACAUCCUGGCACCUGGAAUCCUGACUGGUUUGAACACGGGAAGGAAGCGGUUCCUCCAAUUGGAAAGCUUUGUGUUCUCUCUUCCCGUGUCUGUUUCUGUGAGUACUCUUGGAGCAAGGCACAAAUUGCCGGGUAUCACAAGAAAGAGGAAUGAACAUGAACUUUACAUGUCAGUUGUGUGAGGUAUGCAUUUGAAAAUUAUCUGUCAAAAGCUUAUAAUUCCCAGAGAAACUAAAAUUUAUAGUUUUUAUAAUACUGUUGAACUUUCAUUAAUAUAGCUAAAAUCUGAAUAACAUGGCUAUCAUUUUCAGCCAUAAGAUAUUUGAAGUUUGAAAGCCGUCCUGCUCCACAGAGCCCGGAACCUUCUGUUGUGGCACUGUCCUGAGGAGGAUACCAGUGGCCCCCCUUCUUGUAUUUAUGAGCAUAGUCUUGUUCACCUGAAUGUCUCAGUCACUAAAACAAAGUAACUGCACAGACAUGUUUGCCAUGUUCUGAUUCAUGCUGGUAACUUGCUGUUGCCUCAGGAAAAACUGCUUUUUCUACAUUGAUGAUGCCAGAGCCUGAGUUGCUAUGCUGGCGUGGACUGGCCUCCCUCCAGAACCUCCUGGAAGAAGCAUCCUGUUUCAGUAGAGGCAUAGAGUGUUGUGUUUUUGUUUUGUUUUGACAAAAGGGAAUUUAAUAAUGAAUAAAAUGAUUCAGUGAAUGUAGUGUUCUUUGAAUUGAUAAACAAUACAUCUGUGGUGAUCAUUUUAA
Ictidomys tridecemlineatus (thirteen-lined ground squirrel) is the source of this 3148-nucleotide messenger RNA. RefSeq names its product ATP binding cassette subfamily B member 10 (gene Abcb10). Lineage: Eukaryota; Metazoa; Chordata; Mammalia; Rodentia; Sciuridae. Gene Ontology annotation, biological process: oligopeptide export from mitochondrion. Gene Ontology annotation, cellular component: mitochondrial inner membrane. Gene Ontology annotation, molecular function: ABC-type oligopeptide transporter activity; ATP hydrolysis activity; ATP binding. The record is from RefSeq and is a predicted model, not a curated record.